GUAACUUCCAACCUGAACGACAAUGGCUUGGAAAUCUACCUUUCUUCUAACCUCUUUCUUGGUUGGCUCUUAUGCCACACCGCUUGCGAUUCCGAAGCAUGCCCGCUCCGAGAAGAUCGCUUGGGGGGCGUGUCAAGACAAAGGAGUUACUGAGCCGGCUCAAUGCGGCAACUUGACGGUGCCGUUGGACUAUACCGAGCCCGAUUCAGGCGAAACACUCCAGCUCCAACUCCUCAAAGUCCCAGCCAUUCGCGAACCGAAGAAGGGAACCAUUCUGUUCAACUUCGGUGGGCCGGGUCUGGAGGCAAGACUGUCUCUCUUUGGAGAUGGUGAUAUCCUACAAGCUUUGACCGGAGGCCACUAUGACCUGAUUGCUCAUGACCCUCGUGGAACCGCGAAGACCCUCACCGCAUACUGCUCUACAAACGUAACAGAGAAACUUGCAAUUAGUACUGAUGCUCGAUUAAACGAUUUCCCCAGGCCCUCCGACGAGAUGGGAAUAGGAAGGCAGUGGGCUGGCAGCGGGUUGUAUGCCCAGUAUUGUUCCGAGGGAGAGCUGAAGGAGAAUGGCGCAUAUCUCAGCACAGCCUUCACUGCAAGGGAUCUGAUGCAGAUAGUGGAUGCAGUCACAGACGAUGGUCUGCUGAAGUAUUGGGGUUUCUCAUAUGGCACGGUGUUAGGAUCUACUGUUGCUGCGAUGUUCCCCGACCGGGUGGAUAAACUCAUCCUGGACGGUGUUAUGAACCCGCACCAAUACUUCAAUGAUUAUGACACCGAACUGUGGGCAGAUUCAGACAAGGUCUUCUCUAGCUUUUUCGAGCAAUGCUUCAAGACACCGGACCAAUGUGCCCUCGCUAGCCGGAAUGAGACCGCCAAACAGCUUGAGAAAAGGAUCUACCAACUUCUGGAUGAUUUGAAACGUGAACCCAUCAUCUACGAACACUCCAUCAUUGACCACAGCUACCUUAAAACGUUCAUUCGCUUCGCUCUCUACUCCCCUAGUUCCUAUCCUAACCUGGCCGCUGCCUUCAACUUUUUAUUGGACGAGAAUGUGUCAAAGUUCAUGGAGCUGGCCAACGCCCAGGUGGGUGCUUUAUUAUCGGGCUCGCUGACGGGCGACGACGCGGCAUUCGCCAUUCCCUGCUCUGAGAAGAGAACCGGAAAGCAUACCUUGGACGAGAUAAGGCCUGAUCUCGAGAUCUUAUCGCAGACGAGCAAUCUACUGGGUGAAGUCGGAAACGCUAUUGCUAUGAUGUGCACUCAGUGGCAGAUCGAUGCCAAAGAACGCUACGAGGGCAAUUUCGAGUCCAAGACCAAAAAUCCCAUUAUGGUCAUCGGCAACACAUAUGAUUCUGCCACUCCACUUCGGUCGGCCCAGAAUAUCAGUGCCAGCUUCGAACGUAGUGUUCUGCUGGAGCAUGGUGGCUGGGGUCACGCUACUUUGGCUCACGGGUCGUCAUGCACGUCCAAGAUUAUCCGUGAUUACUGGACCAAUGGUACCCUUCCUGCUGCAGGGACAAAGUGCGAACCGGAUUAUCCCCCUUUCGAACCUGGAUCAUUGAAAGAUGUUCUGGUUAAUAUCGGCUUCCUUGAUAAGGAAUAA
Aspergillus pseudotamarii is the source of this 1603-nucleotide messenger RNA. Its product is annotated as TAP-like protein-domain-containing protein. NCBI's taxonomy places the organism in Eukaryota, Fungi, Ascomycota, Eurotiomycetes, Eurotiales, Aspergillaceae. The record is from RefSeq and is a predicted model, not a curated record. The transcript is spliced from 6 exons. The coding region runs from base 23 to 1603 and encodes 526 amino acids.